AUGAAUCCUUCAAUCUCCCCGACUUCUUGGUUAUUCGCUUAUUUUAUUUUUAUUUUCAACUUUGGCGGCAGGAGCUGCCGGACAGGAUUCGGGAUUGCGCCGAGAAAACGAGAAGUCCGACCUCGAAUUGGUGACAUUAUCAAGGUUGGAAUCGACAAGACUACAAUAAUGAGGAGUGUUAUCGGGUCAGGUCUAAUGCUUGGGAAGCGGCAACGUCGUAAUUGGAAAUGGCAGGGCCCAAUUACCUCCGACCUUCCCCGGAGAAAUCUGAGGAUUGUUGAAGAUACUGAAUCUGGAUUGGUGCUGAAGUUCUAA
Molecule: messenger RNA, 315 nt
Organism: Linum trigynum
Lineage: Eukaryota; Viridiplantae; Streptophyta; Magnoliopsida; Malpighiales; Linaceae
Source: the annotation of a GenBank genome assembly